This is a messenger RNA of Nymphaea colorata (pocket water lily), 1341 nucleotides long. RefSeq names its product transcription factor TCP19-like. NCBI's taxonomy places the organism in Eukaryota, Viridiplantae, Streptophyta, Magnoliopsida, Nymphaeales, Nymphaeaceae. Gene Ontology annotation, cellular component: nucleus. The record is from RefSeq and is a predicted model, not a curated record. The coding region runs from base 69 to 1097 and encodes 342 amino acids. The transcript has a single exon. Gene Ontology annotation, molecular function: DNA-binding transcription factor activity; sequence-specific DNA binding.
GGAAGAAGCAUAUCCAUCUCUCUCUGUGUAGAAAGGAGCACAUCCAUCUCUCUCUCUCUCUCUCUGGCAUGGAGAUACGGAAGCGGGAGGUAGAGGAAGACGAAGACAAGGGGGAAGGAGGAGGAGGCACCAGCAUAACGGCUCCCCACCUGGUUUUCCCGAAGCCGGAGCCUGACUCGUUGGUGGAGAGGAGUGGUGAGGGGGAGGAAGAAGGCGAAGGGCGGAACAGGACGACGGCCCUGGCGCCAGUGAAGAGGUCGCGGGGCUCCAACAGGGACAGACACACCAAGGUGGAGGGAAGAGGCCGUCGGAUCCGCAUGCCGGCCACGUGUGCCGCUAGGAUCUUUCAGCUGACGAGGGAGUUGGGCCACAAAUCCGACGGCGAGACGAUCCGGUGGCUGCUCGAGCACGCCGAGCCGUCCAUCAUCGCCGCCACCGGCACGGGAACAGUUCCGGCCAUCGCCGUUUCGGUCGACGGCAUCCUCAAGAUUCCCACCGACCACCCCUCCUCUUCCUCCACGGCCCCCGCUCGCUCCACCUCCUCCGCGUCAUCCGACUCCAAGAAGGGACGGCGGAAGCUCAACACCACCGCUGCGGGCUCCGAGACCAGCACUUCAGCCGCCACCGACGGCGAACGACCUCCGGCCGUCCUCCCGUUCUGCUCCUCGAUGAUGUCGCACAGCAUCUGCGGGCCCAUGUGGGCGGUCGGCGGGGAGAGGGUGCUGCCCAACGCCGCCAUGGGGAUGGGGGGAGCCAUCUGGAUGGUCCCCGUCGGCGGCCACCCGCAACCCUCCGCCGUACCUCCCGGCCAGCAUGUGUGGACGUUCCCGGCCCCACCCAUCCCCUCGCUCGUCAACGUUGCCGCCCGCCCCAUCUCCGCCCUCCUGUCCGCCACCAACGGCGUCCUCAUGCCCCACCUCGACCUCUCCUCGGCCGCCGGGUCUUCAACCGCACAGCCUCCUCCGGCGGCCUCCGUCGAAGCCACGGAAGAUUCCGGCGGGGACGUCAAGCCGGCUGAGCUCCACCAAUUCAUGGGCGAGGAGGAGGACCACCGCAGCGGUAACCGCGAUCAUUCCCGAAUUACCCUCAAAAAAUAGAUUUUUCUUCCUUCUUCGUCUCUUUCUUGGUAUGUUCUCUAAUUUUCCAUUUCAUGUAAAAAAAAAGGAGGGGGGGGGCGAGAAAGAAAAAGGAUAAAAAGAGUAUCUCGAAUCAAAUAGCUGAGUCUUACUGACUUGAUUCAUCCCAAAGCCACUUUCAUUUUCUUUUUUUUGGGGUUUUUCCCCCUUUCUUUUCUCCUUAUGCAUGUCAAUCAUACCGAUGGUUCCUCUGUAAUAUUGAGCA